Messenger RNA from Suillus plorans, 471 nucleotides. RefSeq lists its product as uncharacterized. Bases 1 to 471 code for a protein of 156 amino acids. The record is from RefSeq and is a predicted model, not a curated record. Lineage: Eukaryota; Fungi; Basidiomycota; Agaricomycetes; Boletales; Suillaceae. The transcript is spliced from 5 exons.
AUGCCUGUCCGCUGGUCAUCAACCUAUGUUAUGCUCAACCGUGUGGAGAAGAUGAAACCUUUUGUCAACACUUUUGUAUAUGAACUUGGUGUUCGAGAGCCUAACCUUGCAAAGCGUGCAAAAAUUGACCAUGUGUUAUGUGCUGAUAUGUCUCUCUUGUCACUGACUAGUUUCUCGUCUGAUAAAGGCUCAACCCUUCAGCUUGCAUUGCCAGCUCUCAAAGCCUUGCAUAAGGCUUGGAUGUCUCAUUCUGAGAGUUCAAAGUAUGAGCCCUUUCAUACAGCCUUGAAUGCAGCUGUUGAAAAGAUCUGUGGGUACUAUGAGCGAACUGCAGACAAUGAUGCAUAUAUCAUGGCUAUGUUGCUUGACCCAUCACAGAAGGACUCACAUAUUAAGCACUUCUGGGGUAAAGAAACACAUAUUGAUGCUCUCCGUGAGGCUGAGAGAAUGGUGAGUUUGUCUUCUUGUUGA